This is a messenger RNA of Strigops habroptila (Kakapo), 3005 nucleotides long. Its product is annotated as exocyst complex component 1-like. The transcript is spliced from 17 exons. Bases 1 to 2583 code for a protein of 860 amino acids. Gene Ontology annotation, cellular component: plasma membrane; exocyst. Gene Ontology annotation, molecular function: phosphatidylinositol-4,5-bisphosphate binding. Gene Ontology annotation, biological process: exocytosis; Golgi to plasma membrane transport. Lineage: Eukaryota; Metazoa; Chordata; Aves; Psittaciformes; Psittacidae. The record is from RefSeq and is a predicted model, not a curated record.
AUGGCUUCUCUCUGGAGCUCACUGGAACAAGACAUGUUCAACCCACAGAAAAAGAGGCUGCUGGAAACUGUUCGUGUCUGGAAGACAGGGAGGAGGAAGAAGAUGUCCAUUCUGUGUCUUGUGGUGGACACCUUCAGGCCGAUGCAGCCGCUUCUGGUGAAGGUCAAGGUAGACCGAGGAGAGCAGUACAAGGUAGCCUACAGGUGGCCUUUAGCAGAGCUGAAGCUGGUAGACGGCAAGACUCUGGAUGAGGCAAGCCUGGAUUUUGAUCUGCACUUGGAUAAGGUUUACAAGUGGACCGCAAGCAGCUUAGAAGAGAAGAAAACCUUUAUCAGAUGCUUGCGGAAGCUGAACCACCGAUUCCUGGCCGGCUCUAUUGCCUUUGUGAAUGUCCCUUCCUGUGCAGCAGAAGCGAAACAAAGGCCCCAAGAAGAAAGGAAUGACCCUGCAGAGGCGGAGAGCCAGGAGGAGCUCCAUAUGUACCAGGAGAUGUCACCGAAGGAAGCUGCUGAUGUGUUGAAGCUGAUGGAGGAGUACGAGCCCCUUGUGAACAACUCUGUGGCCUUUGCAGAGCAGCUAAGCAAUGACCUCCAUGUGCUGGAUGAGGCCAACCUUAGAGCCAUUAUCUCUUCUGAGAAGCAGGUGACACAGCUGAUGAGCAACAUUGAUGAGGCCCUGGCAGAGGUGGCCAGAGUGGAGGAGACCUUGCAGAUCUACAAUGAGCUACUGGGAAGUGUGAAGCAGCAGAUGGACCACAUCCACCAGGAAAACUCCUUGCUACAUCGCAUCAUUUCCAACAAGACAAGGCUGAUGGAUGAGAUCCUCUUCCUCACGACCCACCUCAACCUCAGCAGGGAACACUGUGAUGCCCUGAGCCGGGCAGAUCUUUCCAGCCCCAGCAGGGUGAAAGCCUGUAUUGCUGCAGCAGAGGCUUUAUCUGCCUGCAUGAACAUCCAGAUCCAUCCCGGCUAUCGGAAGCUGCAGUCUGUGGCUGAGCAGCUGAUCAUGUUUGAAACACUCAAGCAGAACUUCGAGAGCUCUUUCAUCAGUCACAUUACAAACAUCUUUGAGAUGCAGGGCAAUGCUCAGGUCCCUGAUCUUGCUCAGCCCUUUGACAAGCCAUCUGCAUCAAGUCAUGCACUCCACCAUGAGGAACUGGUGCCCUACACCCCGCUCAUGGCCUGGCUGAGGAAUGUAAACCCAGUUCUGUUCUGUGAUCUCCCCAAGGUCUAUGCUCAGAACCUCAGCAGACUCUAUGACCGGGAAAUCAAAGCCCUUUUUGAACAGGCCAAAACCUUCUUGGUAGGAAGAAGAAAAGGAAGUCUUCAGGAAAGCUUAGAGAAGCCGACAGGAAGCAGGCAGCAGUCCCGAUGGAGUCUCCCUGGGAGCAGAGGAGGCCAGGAGCACACAUCAGACAAAGGAAACAUCAUCAUGAUACUGGAGCAGGUACUGAGAGAGCUACAACCCCUUUGCACCGCAGAGCAGCAGUUCAUUGAAAAAUUCUUCCAGCUAAGCCAUGAUGCUGCAGACCUGGAGACAUCUGCCACUAAGAGAGGAGAGAGCUCGGGAUCUCCUGAGGACCCUCCAUGCACCAAGCCUUGGAGCCAACUAGAAGAACCUACGACCCAGCUGCUGAGCGAGAUCUUCAGUUGCCUGGAACCAGAGCUGAGAGGGUUUCUAGAUAUCUGCAAUAAGAUCCACCCAUUUGGCUGCUUGCAGGUCCUGGUUACCUUGAAUGACUCCAUCUUUGAGAUGUGGGACUCUUCCUCAGCUCUCCCCGCGUCCUUCCUCAACACCAUCCUGGGCAACAUGCUGCUCUUGACCAAGAACAGCUUCAAUAAAUGCAUUGGGACCUUGUGCAAAGAGAUUGAGGAGACAAGGAUGCCCAGCAAGCUGAAAGGUGGGAUCCUGCCCUCUGUGAGCCGCUUCGAGGAGUUCGUGAGCUUCUCAGAGGAGGUGUUCAGGACAGCUCAGCGGAGAAGGGAGCUGGACAAAGCACACCUCAGGCUGGCCAGCAGUGUCUUCAGCAGCAUCAAUAGCCUGUCCUCAGCAAACCUGAAGGUGAACACAGAUAUGGUGAUGAUGGAAAACUUCCACCACAUUCAUUGCUUCCUGUGCCAAAAGAUGAUCCACUGCCUGGAAGACAAGAAGAUAGAAGCCAAGCAAAGAUAUAGUGAGCACAUGGAGAAAUACAUCAUCACAUACCUGGGCCAGCCACUGGAGAAGCUCAAUCAAUUCUUUGAAGGAGUGAAGGCCCGUGUGGCUCAAGGGGUGAAGGAAGAAGAGAUCAGCUUCCAGCUGGCCUACAGCAAGCAGGAGCUGAGGAAGGUCAUUGACAAAUACCCUGGCAAGGAAGUGAAAAGAGCCCUUGAGACCCUCUACAAGAAAAUCCACAAGGAUCUCUCCCCUGAGGAAAACCUUUUGCCGGUGGUGUGGCAUGCUAUGGAGCAGGAGCUCAUACAUCAGUACCAAGAGUUUGAGGAUCUGAUCCAGCGCUGUUAUGCAGGGUCAGGGAUUGCCAUGGACUUCACAGUGGAGGACUUGCUGAGCUACUUCAGCUCCAUCACUGUGUCCAAUAUGUAGAGGGAGCCCUCCCCACGUGUCUGUUGGGAGCAGCUCAGGAACCCUUGUCUGGAGCUGCACCUUGAAGGACCUAAGCAAAAUAUCCUUCCCAAGCUGAAGUGUGGGAUAUGGGGGUCCCAUCCUGAAUUAACACCAAGGUGCCUCUGACUUACUAAUUUUAGUCUAGAUGUCUCUUGAAGAAGUGGAGUUCUCAGACCCAAACUAAAACAGCUUCCCAGCUCCAAGAAACCAUCAUGCAGCUAGUAAAGGAACAUCCCAAACCUCAAAUUUCUGCCAAAGCAAGUACCAGCACUGCACCUCUUCAGCAGAGCAUUUCCCACUGCAGCUGAACAGUGAAAAGCAUCUUUUCUCCAGGAACUCUCCCUUUAUCUGCACUUAGAUUUCACAGCAAACCUGUAAUAAAACAAGAGGGUUACAACACA